Molecule: messenger RNA, 1932 nt
Organism: Scophthalmus maximus (turbot)
Lineage: Eukaryota; Metazoa; Chordata; Actinopteri; Pleuronectiformes; Scophthalmidae
Product: UDP-glucuronosyltransferase 2B20-like
Exons: 2
Coding region: 160-1770 (536 amino acids)
Molecular function (GO): UDP-glycosyltransferase activity
Source: RefSeq, a predicted model, not a curated record
UGAAAACAGGCAGCAGAAUGUGCAGAUUCAGCCUGGGACACGUGGAGUUAUACAUUCACUUGCAUUCUAAUCAGGCCAGUUGGACAGUAACCCCGAACACGGGAUUCUCCUUGGUGCAUAUGAGAAGUCACAGAGUCUGAGGUUGCACAGGCCUGAGUGAUGGGGUCGAAUACUACUCUGACGUUCAUCCUCCUGUUUACAGCAACUCUGUGCACCAGUUGUGAUGGUGGGAAAGUGCUGGUCUACCCUAUGGAUGGGAGCCACUGGCUGAACAUGAAAAUCCUGGUGGAGGCGCUUCAUUCUCAUGGCCAUGAAAUCACGGUGCUGCGUUCCAACACCAGCUGGUACGUUUCCGAAACCUCACCGCAUUACAGCUCCAUCACCGUCACCCAGGAGCAGGCCCAAAACUUAGAGAGCCAAUCCUUCAUGACCUCUUUCUUACAGAGGUCAUUAGAGAUCCGUCGAAAUAAAGGCUCACUGUGGGCGUUUGUGAACUUCUACAAGAACCUUUUCAACAUGGUUGGUGAGAACCAGGAAGUUGUGGCAAAACUGGUCAUCAGCAUUUUUGAGAAUAAGACGCUGAUGAAGGAGCUGAAGGAAACUGGAUAUGAUCUUUUACUGACCGACCCUGCAUUUCCAGGUGGAGUACUGUUGGCACACUAUCUCCAACUUCCCUUGGUUUUCAACGUGCGCUGGCUUUUCAAUGGAGAGGCUCAUUUUGCCAUUGCUCCUUCUCCUUUGUCGUACGUCCCUGAAUUGUUCUCCCAUCACACCGACAAGAUGGACAUUUUUCAAAGAAUCAACAAUAUAAUCUAUCGUAGCAUAUUGGUAUACAUGUACCACUAUGUCUCGAAUCCGCCCUACCAGGCUGUGUGUGAUCAAUACUUUGGAAAAGAUGUCAAUGUCAUGUCUCUCAUCCAGGGAGCAGAUCUAUGGCUAAUGCGAGUUGACUUUACGCUCGAGUUCCCUCGGCCCACGAUGCCCAAUGUCGUCUACAUCGGAGGGUUCCAGGGAAAACCCCCCAAGCCUCUCCCGACAGAUUUAGAGGAAUUUGUGCAGAGUUCUGGGGAACAUGGGGUGGUCAUCAUGACUCUGGGGACCCUCCUGAAUGACAUCGGCCCAGAGAUAUCAGAGAUCCUUGCCUCAGCAUUCGCCAGCCUCCCUCAGAAAGUCGUGUGGAGACACAACGGCAAGAGACCUGUCACACUGGGAAACAACACCAUGUUGGUUGAAUGGCUGCCUCAAAAUGAUCUACUAGGUCACCCUAAAACCAAGGUUUUUGUCACGCAUGGGGGCACGAACGGCAUUUACGAGGCCAUCUACCAUGGUGUCCCUAUUCUGGGCAUUCCUCUCAUCUUUGACCAGUACGACAACAUGGUGCGUUUGAAGGUCCGGGGAGUGGCUGAGACUGUUGACGUGACAACUUUGGAUGUUGAGUCUCUGACAAGUGCUUUGAAAAAUAUUCUAGAUCCAGAAAAGCCCUAUAAACAGAAUAUGGUCAAACUGUCAGGGCUUCACCAUGACAAACCAAUAAAACCCAUAGACAGUGCCGUUUUCUGGAUGGAGUUCGUCAUGAGGCACAAGGGAGCAGCACAUCUGCGCACAGAGUCAUAUAAGUUGCCUUGGUAUGCCUAUCACUGCCUAGAUGUGAUGGCAGUUUUGGUGGCAUUUGGUCUGGUAAUCAUUGCACUAAUUUGGGUUUCCUUUAGAUGUCUCAUUAGAUUAUUUAUUUGGACUGAGAAGUCCACAUCCAAGUCCAAGAGGGAAUAGAAAACUUGAUGACAUACAAAGUGUGAGAUUGUAAUUUACAGUGGUACAGAACCUACAGAACAACAUCAACAGGAAACUAUAUUAGUGGGACUGUGUUGGAAAUUCAAAUUAUAUCACAACUUAACAUGUUCAAAUAAUUUUUAUUGUUGUUUCCCCCCCCCC